CCAAAACCCAAUUGUCUAGAGAGGAAAGGUUCCUUCCUUCUUUUCUUCCCCCAGGAGCCCAACAAUCGCUCCUCCUUCCUUUACAAUGUUUAAUACAGUCAGACAUACCAAAGAAGUAGGGCAUCGCCUCUUCUUUUCUUCCCUUCUGAACCAUUAUUACUCUUAAGGAGUAAGAAUGGUGUUUUUGUGCAAACCCCCCUCAGUCAAACAAUAGAAAUGGCGCACAAAUGAAAUCUCAAAUCUUCUAAAUUCAAAUUUCAAAUCCCUGCAAUAAAGUCACACCUUCUACACUCUAUCAAUGUUCUAAAUUUUGAGAAUGAGGCCUCAGGUUGUUUUUGCAUAUCAAUAUUCUAUAUAAUCCACGUCUCUGUUCUUCAUCUCUCUGAGGUAUGAAUUUUUAUCCCCUCUCAUCCCCAAAUCCCCAUACGUUCACUACUUUCAUCUAUAGAGAGAGAACCAGAGAAAAAGAAGAGAGAGAGAGAGAGAGAGCGGGGAGAGAGAGCAACGAUCCUUCCCUCAAAAUCGUUGAUGUUCCAGAAAUUGUUGUUCAAGUGCUUGAUCUGAAACCAACAGGGUGAUGAAGAUGACAGAGAUGGUGGUUGGAGCUAUAGCCGUGAUUCCUAUCAGCUAGGGUUUCCGGCGAAGAAGGUCGAUCAAACAAAGACAAAAUGGUCCCCGGUUUUCUUGCUUGCCUCAAAAUGAAUGCCAUCGUAUGCAAUGAGAGAAGCCAGAAAUGAAGGUGGGCGUGGCGGGCGUGGUGGUCGUGGGUACGGUCGUGGUGGGCGUGGAAGUGGUGGAUACAAUAGAGAUUCGGCCAACAAUGAGGGUUCGUUUGGUAACCAUGGUAUCGAAGAGUCUGAUGGAAAGUCUUCUGAGAGACGUGGUGGUGGUUAUGGUGGUCCUCAUGGCGGUUUUCGUGGUGACCGUCGUGUGUCUUUUGCUAAUGGUGAUGGUGGUGAGGAUGGAGAACGUCCACGUAGGACAUAUGAACGUCAUAGCGGCACAGGGCGUGGGAAUAUAUUCAAGCGCGAGGGAGCGGGCCGUGGGAACUGGGGAACUCAGGCUGAUGAAAUCAACCAGGAGAUUCAAGAAGAGGUGGUUGAAAACGAGAAAAACGUGGCGUUUGAUAGGCCCGAUCCCGAGGAAGACACAGCUGAUGUGAAAAACGACAUGGCUAAUGAACGUGUCGAGGAGCCUGAGAAUAAAGAAAUGACGCUUGAAGAAUACCAGAAGGUUUUAGAAGAGAAGCGGAAAGCUCUGGAAGCACUCAAGACCGAAGAACGGAAGGUGGAAGUUGACAAAGAGCUUGCAUCCAUGCAGCAACUCUCAAACAAGAAAACUAAUGAUGACAUUUUUGUCAAAUUGGGUUCUGAUAAAGAUAAACGUAAAGAGAUUGCUGAAAAAGAAGAACGCGCUAAGAAGUCACUCAGCAUCAACGAGUUUUUGAAACCUGCCGAAGGUGAACGGUAUUACGCCCCAGGCAGCCGUGGGCGUGGGCACGGCAGUAGAGGCAGCGGUCGUUUUAACCAAGGCGGUGGUUCAAGCUAUGCACACGAAGCUCCCAAAAUCGAGGAUCCUAGAUAGUUAUUAACUUUUAACUGGAUAUACCAAUCAUAUACAAUAAACUUUAUACAAUGAAUAUAGAAUGUUGGUGUUACGUUUA
Molecule: messenger RNA, 1663 nt
Organism: Helianthus annuus (common sunflower)
Lineage: Eukaryota; Viridiplantae; Streptophyta; Magnoliopsida; Asterales; Asteraceae
Product: RGG repeats nuclear RNA binding protein A
Exons: 10
Coding region: 703-1584 (293 amino acids)
Cellular component (GO): cytoplasm; nucleus
Molecular function (GO): RNA binding
Source: RefSeq, a predicted model, not a curated record